AAAAAAAUGGACAAUUAUUGGGUUUCAUCACAAUACAAAUGGAUACAAACACAAUUAUCUAAAAAACAACAGCAGCAAGCUUCUUCGAAUCAACCACAAACAUCCCUUCAGCAGCUUGAUACAUCCGAUCCCGAUGCACAAUUUUCUCCCUUGGAAAAACAAUUAAUUUUGAUGAGUACUAUUAAAAAUUUAAAAGAUAUUGGAAAGAAAGUGGGUGGCCAUCUGAGAGUAGUUUCAACAGCAAUGGUGUAUUUUAAACGAUUUUAUUGUCAGAAUAGUAUUUCCGAUUGUGAUCCUGCCUUGCUGGGAGCUGCAGCAUUGUUGUUGGCAAGUAAAAUCGAAGAAUGUCCACUCAAUGCUAAGAAUAUACAUCAAAUAUGUUUGGGGAAGGAAACACCAUCAUCACAAAAUUAUGAUACAAAGGAUGUUACCACACUUUUUCCUUACCCACUACAACAAAUUUUGGAAUGUGAAUUAUAUUUAAUGGAACAAUUGAAUUUUAAUUUAACAGUUUUUCACUCUCAUACUUCCCUCAUGACCUAUGUAAAGGAUGCAGAACUUGAUAAAUCUCUGUAUCAGAUUUGUUGGAAUAUUGUGAAUGAUAGCUUCUAUUCGGAGGUGGUUCUAAAAUAUCCACCCUAUCUGGUGUCCCUGACAUCCAUUUACAUGACUUCAAUAUUAAAGAACGAUGAAGAAAAUAAUAUCAACAAGGAAAAGGCCAGAAAGUGGUUCGAUCAAUUAUAUGUAGACAUGAAAGUUAUUGGUGAUAUAACGGAGGAAAUACUAAACAUGUACUCUAUUUUAAGACGAAUUAAUGAUACACAAACAGAAAUUGGAAGAACAUGUAGUGGUGCAUUAGAAAAAUUACAAAAGAUGAGAAAUACUUUCUUUUGGGGAAGUCAUAAUUGA
Molecule: messenger RNA, 909 nt
Organism: Naegleria gruberi
Lineage: Eukaryota; Heterolobosea; Eutetramitea; Acrasida; Naegleriidae
Exons: 2
Coding region: 7-909 (300 amino acids)
Biological process (GO): positive regulation of transcription by RNA polymerase II
Cellular component (GO): nucleus; mediator complex
Molecular function (GO): cyclin-dependent protein serine/threonine kinase regulator activity
Source: RefSeq, a predicted model, not a curated record